Messenger RNA from Topomyia yanbarensis, 1677 nucleotides. RefSeq lists its product as uncharacterized. Bases 1 to 1677 code for a protein of 558 amino acids. NCBI's taxonomy places the organism in Eukaryota, Metazoa, Arthropoda, Insecta, Diptera, Culicidae. Gene Ontology annotation, molecular function: nucleic acid binding. The transcript has a single exon. The record is from RefSeq and is a predicted model, not a curated record.
AUGUAUCUUAAAGUUCUGCUGCAGGAUAUCUGGCGUUCCGGUACCCAAUGGGACGAAGAAAUCAAUGACGAUUUGUACAACAAAUGGAAAAUUUGGUUAGCAGUCCUUCCGCAAGUCGAGCACGUUCAGGUUUCACGUUGCUAUCAACUGCGUACACCUCCAGUUGAUAGCGUGGAGUAUUCAUGUUUCAGAAUUGAUCACUCAACUUUAAGGUGUGCCAACAGACCUCGGAACAUCAAUCCAUCAAUCCAAAACGACAAUGGACAAACACGGUCUUCGAAGGAUGCCGUCGAAGUACAGCUGCAUACUUUCGUACAUGCUAGUGAGAAUGGGAUGGCGGCCGCAGUGUAUCUCCGUUUCAUGCAUGCUGGAGAAGUUGAAUGCCGCCUCGUAGCAGCCAAAACCAAAGUGGCACCAUUGAAGUACCACUCUAUCCCUAGGCCGGAGCUUCAGGCGGCUGUAAUUGGUGCUAGGCUUGCUCAAGCAAUCGAAGAGACACUUUCUAUACCAAUCAACAUUUACUGGUCAGACUCCAGAGAUGUGCUGUGCUGGAUACGCUCAGAUCAUCGCAGAUACUCGCAAUUCGUCGCCUGCCGUGUAAGUGAGAUUCUUGAAACUACCGAUGAAAGGGAAUGGCGAUGGAUCCCAACCAAGCUUAACGUUGCAGACGACGGAACUAAGUGGACGAGACAGCCAGAUCUAACUCCAGAAGCAAGGUGGUUCAAUGGUACCGAGUAUCUGAAAAGCCCAGAAGUCGAUUGGCCACAUUCAACGAUUGUGACUAACGCUACCGAGACCGAGCUCCGUCACCGUUUACUAUUUCACCACAUUGAACCAACACCAAUCAUAAGCGUCGUCGAUUUCUCUAGCUGGAAGCGGUUAGUCCGUGUAGUUGCACUUGUCCAGCGUUUUUUGGCUAACUGCCGCCGCAAGCUACAAGGCGAGCGAAUCCGCACAGCACCACUUUCCAUGGAAGAACAACGUGGUGCCGAGGAGUAUAUCCUGCGUCUUACUCGGCGUGAAGCGUUUCCCGUAGAAGUGAAUUUACUUACUGAGUACCCUCAAAAACCACUUCCCAAAGUGAGCCAACUGUACCAACUGACGCCAUGCUUGGAUGACCGCGGCAUAAUGCGGAUGCGAAGUAGGAUUGCUGCUUGCGAUUUCGCUACGGAGGAUGCUAAAAGUCCAAUACUUCUUUCUCGUAAUCACCACAUAACCACUCUUAUUUUGCAACACUACCACAACAAAUACCACCACCAAAAUCAUGAAACCGUGAUCAACGAGAUACGGCAAAAAUGCUACAUUUCUCGAAUCCGUGUCUGCUAUCGAACAAUACGCAGUAACUGUCAACGCUGUAAGAACGAAGCCUCAUUGCCACGGAACCCGAUCAUGGCUGAUCUUCCUGCGGCCAGACUAGCUGCAUUUUCCCGACUCUUCACACACGUGGGCGUAGAUUAUUUUGGGCCAGUAGAAGUCGCCCUUGGAAGACGAGUGGAAAAACGCUGGGUUAUGCUUGCCACCUGCUUGACAGUUCGCGCAAUCCACCUCGAAGUAGUCCUCUCACUUACCACUGAUUCGUGCAUCAUUGCCUUCGAAAUGGCUUUGCGCGGCGAGGUUGUCCCAGGAAAAUUUAUAGUGAUCGGGGUACAAACUUUGUUGGAGCCAGUAAGGAGCUAA